Molecule: messenger RNA, 2247 nt
Organism: Pocillopora damicornis (cauliflower coral)
Lineage: Eukaryota; Metazoa; Cnidaria; Anthozoa; Scleractinia; Pocilloporidae
Biological process (GO): regulation of DNA-templated transcription
Molecular function (GO): DNA-binding transcription factor activity; sequence-specific DNA binding
Source: RefSeq, a predicted model, not a curated record
GAAAGUUUGAAGAAAACCUGUUGGUCCAUCUCAGGGUAAAACCACAGUCUUUAUUUAUAGUAGUACUUCCGGUGAGCGCCAGGAACGACGUGACCAAACAACUUACGAACGAGUUUCAUUCCUUAAUGUUUUUUUUUCCUUUGCGGGUGCCUUCAAUUUUGGAAACUAGAUUAGACCAGAGCAGUGAGAGCCACUUCUCCUACUCUUUGCGAGAAGUGCGUGGGUUUUUUACAAUCACCUGUUAACUAGUACAGAGAAUUAAGAUGCAACAGACAUGGCUCAGAGUUUAUUGUCCUAAUUCCAUAUUUUAUAUCCCUCAGUUUUAAAAGUUGUUACACCAAGAUGUCUGCCCUACAAUCCGAAAAAUUCGGUGUAAAUGCAUGAUAUUGCGAGUCAAUCGUCCCUAUUGCGCGUUAUUGUGUCGAUCCCACGCGUCGUUCGAUAUCCUAGCGUGAGUUUGUCUCAAACCCGCAACUUUUAAUAGACUCCUUUCUUUAUACAUCGAUGAUAAUGUAAUAUUAUUCCACGCCCUUAAAAUCGAAUGAUCAUGUUUGAUCUGCUUUGUUAUGUCCACCGAAAUUAACAUUCAUUAUGGGAUUUCAAGGUCGACUUGACUGAGAUGUUUUUUUCAAUCAUCUAAACGUUGAUAAACGCCUUACAAAUCACGAACCAACAUUAUCAAGCCUUUUAGUCAUACUGCAAUAUUUUUUUUAGCACAGCUUACAUCCCCUAAAGCAUCAUCGAAUGAUUUUCCACAUAAGGUGAGAAUCCUUUAGAUUUGAAGUGGAAUACGUAGAGUAAUAACAAAGUGCGACUGGCAACGUUCCAUCGAAGGUUCAACUUCCUACUUCCUCAGGAGGACGUGCGUGAGCGCACGAGCAAAACAACUUACUGCAGGAAAACUAAUAUUAUACUUUAGACUUGACUGGCUCCUUUGUUCCUAUAACUGGUGAUAUCAAACUAUGUCGGACACUUUUUAGAAGCACAUAUUGAGAAGCGAUUUCACUGUGCUGCAUCUUCAUGUAAACUUUAAUUGACCCUGGGAAUUGAGCUUACACGCAAGGAAUUUAUCCAGAGACUUCUAGUCUCUGUUUUUCUUCUAUAGCCAUUCGAAAUUCGAUUCUAACCCUGAGUUAUGAAAAAAUAUAUGUUUGUAAAGAACCAAAUGUUUCUAGUUGUUUUAAAAUUUUUUUUGACGUAUGCAAAUUGGCUCAGUUCUAAUCUGGCUAGGCUCUGGUUACAAUCCAAACAAAUACAACACUGCAUCGAAGAAUGUUUUGAACUUCCGUUGAACAGAACAGACUGGCGAUCCAAGGAAGUGGUGAAAUACGACAUUUGGUCCAAAUACUAUCAGUUUGGGGGAGACACUGAGUCAUUCAAAGCAGUUUCUGCAAGAGGAGCUGAUGAAAUCACAAUAGAGGUUCAGUUGAACUGUGCGAAAGGAAUAUUCUGUGUAGCUGCUUGGAGUAAGCUGCAACGUGAGAAACCUUAUUCAGAGGCCGAACCACUUCGCCAAAAGAAUAUGACUCAACUGGGACAGCAUGUGAGAACCAAAAGGUACCAAGUAGUCUGUACAAGGCGAAGAAAAGUUCACGGGGACUUUAAACUGAGAUAUCCUGAGAAAGUAGUGAAGAGAAAGAGGACGUCCAAACGAAGCAAAGACACUAAAGACGGUACGACUUGCGAGAAGAUUGAUCGAACCUUGAGGUUCUCUUAUCAACAGAAAAUCACACAAAAGGUUCCCCGCCAAAGGUUUGUUUACAAGCUGAGUAGACACUCAAGCAACAUUGAACCAGAAAUGAGCGCUUCUCGCCGAUCUAAAUCAUCACCAUUUGACAGCCACGCUGGAUUCUCUUCCGUAAAUUCGUUAAGCUCCACUAUUUCGCCUGUGGGGAAGUCGUCGCACCAGUCAGUCAUGCCUCUGUCUCACUGUCCUCACUGCCUAUGUCCAAGGUUUCUAUCUGCAACUAAAUCGAGUGGAGGUAACGGAAGGAUAAUGGUUAGUGGGCGCCCAUCACAGAAGGAAGCGGAUUUACCUCUUCUUCCAGCUUCGGCGCGUUCAAUCCCCGUAUCCGUCAUUCAGAGGAUCAGUUUUUUAUGAAAGACUCAAUUCUUACAAUAACCAACGUAUGACUAAUGUUCUUUAGCCGAAACUUUAACCCUCUUGAUGAAAUUUUGCAGUAAACAAUCGUAAUGACUAAAAAAUUUUUUUAAAAUAAUAAAUAAUAAAUUUAAUUUCUUCACGUA